This is a messenger RNA of Drosophila sulfurigaster albostrigata, 964 nucleotides long. RefSeq lists its product as uncharacterized. The record is from RefSeq and is a predicted model, not a curated record. The coding region runs from base 113 to 964 and encodes 283 amino acids. NCBI's taxonomy places the organism in Eukaryota, Metazoa, Arthropoda, Insecta, Diptera, Drosophilidae. The transcript is spliced from 5 exons.
ACAUUUCUGAUAAUUAAAAGCCAAAUGAAUUUUUAAUAACUUCAACUAUUUAAUGUACUUCUGCCUUAGUUUCAUUUAAACAGUUCAACAGUUAGCUUUGUUCUCUCGCAAAAUGAGACUAAAAUCAUAUAUAGGAAUACUCCUUUCUAUACUCCUUAUAGAUACGAUUACUCGUACUUUGGGAAAACUGGUCAGGAUUACCGGACUUAGUUGUCAAGCUGUUGAUCCAACGUUUUGUCGUUAUGAAAAUUGUAUUCUGAAAGCAAAAAGUCGUGACUUUAAGGAACUUAGCAUGGUGGUCAGAUUGCUUCAGAUUCCUGUGGAUAAUAUAACGCUACGUGUUGAAUUCUUUCGACGUAGCUACACAUCACAACCAAUACUUCAAUUCGAAAUCGAUGGAUGUCAAUACUGGAGAAACAAACGUCGUAAUCCCAUUGCAAAAACGCUCUACAUGUUAUUUCACUUGGAGAAGUUUACUAAUAUAAAUCAUUCCUGCCCCUACAAUCACGAUAUCAUUGUAGAUCGAAUGCAAAUCAAUAGGAAUUUAAAUAUGCCUUUGCCACUCGCUAGGGACGAUUACACCAUAUUAGCUUAUUGGUCGGCUUUCAAAGUUCUACGCAGUAUUCUUUCUAUUACUAUGCAAAUUAACGUUGAAAUCUUUCGACGUAGUUACAGCACACAGAUUCUAUUUCAAACAGUUGUCGAUGGAUGCAAGUUUUUGACUAAUAAGCGACGCAAUCCAAUUGCAAGUGCAAUCUACAGAUUCUUUCGCAUGGAUGAAUUCACUAAUAUGAAUCAUUCGUGUCCAUACAAUCAUGAUCUUGUUGUUGAUCAUUUGCCGUUUGAUAAGAGCUUGAAUCUUCGACUUCCUAUUGGAAAAGGCGAAUACGUUCUUAAAAUGCAUUGGAAAACUUAUAAUGUUCUGCGUUCAAUUAUCGAUGUUAAUAUUCAAAUUACAGAUUAA